Messenger RNA from Beauveria bassiana ARSEF 2860, 1236 nucleotides. RefSeq names its product tRNA (adenine-N(1)-)-methyltransferase. NCBI's taxonomy places the organism in Eukaryota, Fungi, Ascomycota, Sordariomycetes, Hypocreales, Cordycipitaceae. Gene Ontology annotation, cellular component: tRNA (m1A) methyltransferase complex. Gene Ontology annotation, biological process: tRNA methylation. The transcript is spliced from 3 exons. The record is from RefSeq and is a predicted model, not a curated record. Bases 1 to 1236 code for a protein of 411 amino acids.
AUGAAUGACACAUUGGAAAGGCAACAAUCAGAGUUUGAUGUGCUAUUCCUGCGCCAGCAAGGCGUCAAGUUCCCGAAAUGGCACCUCACAGCGCCCAUCCGACGAGACACCCGCGUCCGCCUCUCCUACGGCGCUUCUGUGUCGGCCUCUGACCUGAUUGGCAAGCACAUCCUGGAGCGCACAGUCGACGACAAGGGCAAUGCCGUCGCCAUUUACGAGCCUACCCUCGCAAGCUACAUUGUUAAUAGCGACAGAGUAGCGACGCCGAUUUACCCUAGUGACGCGGCAACCAUUGUGUCGCUGCUCGACCUCCACCCGGUCCGCCCUGGCGAGGAGGAGACCGACAACGACGAGGGCAAGCCCGACGACGGCCCGUUUGAGGUCUUCGAGGCCGGCACCGGCAUGGGCAGUCUGAGCCUGCACAUUGCGCGCGCCCUGCACGCCGCCAACCCGCCCGUGCCGGCGCCCGUGCGGCACAUGCUCCGCGCCGCGCCGCUCGCGCGCAACGUCGACGCAUCCGCCGGCGGUAUGCUCGAGCUCUCCGCCGACGAGGCCGCCCAGCUCGCCGCCUACAAGGCCUCGCGGCGCGCCGUGCUCAAGACGCUCGACCGCAGCGGCAAGCACACGCGCGCCGCCUACAAGCUCGUCCGCGGCUUCCGCCGCGCCCAGUACCUCGCCGACAUUGACUUUCACGUCGGCGCCGUCGGCGACUACGUGACCGCUCGGCUCGCGGCCUCGGGCGGACGGCCCGUAUUUGCCCGCGCCGUGCUCGAUCUGCCCGCCGCGCACGAGCACACCGGCGGCGCCGCCGGGGCGCUCGUCCCCGCGCUGCACGACAAUGCCGUGCUCGUGCUCUUUUACCCGUCCAUCUCCCAGGUUGCCGAGUUUCAAGCCUGGGCGCUCGAGAGCGGCGCCCCGCUGCGGUUGGAAAAGGUCCUCGAGAUGCCCACGACGUCCACCGCCGACGGCGUGCGCGACGGCGGCUGCGGCGGCAGGCAUUGGGACGUCAAGAUUCUCAAACCCAAGCUGGCCCCGGCCGAGGAGGAGAAGGGCGCGGGCGAGGAUACGGCGUGCAAUGGGCCCGCGACGGAGACUGAGCCCGUCGUCGUCAUGCGACCCAAGGUCGGCGGGCGCGUCGCAGGUGGUGGCUUCGUUGCCGUCUAUCGCAAGUGGCCCGCUGGAACAAAUCGCCAACAGCCCGAGGAGCCUGACGCGGAUUCAGAAGUAGAAGCAUAG